Messenger RNA from Rubroshorea leprosula, 3324 nucleotides. NCBI's taxonomy places the organism in Eukaryota, Viridiplantae, Streptophyta, Magnoliopsida, Malvales, Dipterocarpaceae. The record is from the annotation of a GenBank genome assembly.
GCCAGCCAGCCAACGAAACCCUACUGAGGUUAUUCAAGAACAGCCAUCCCAUCACCAGCCGCUAUAGAGAAACCAACGGCAAACUGUUUAGACAUUGGAGUGAGAACCAAAAUCAUCAAAAGAGCUGGCUAGUUGCUGCAGAAACAUUCUCAAAUCCAAACCAGCAUCAUGUACCAAUGCUUUACAAGUUCUUUGCCGCCAAAUUCGCUUCAAGAAACGGGAUAUAUCAUCCAUCCGGUGCUCACUGCCAGCCAGAGACUAUGGUACUACUUCCUUCACGAACCACCCAAACCCUGAAAUCUGCUGCUUUUAUGAUAAGGGUUUUUCGCAAAUAAGCACAGAAACCACUGGCAAAGCCUUACAUGCACUUUGUAUCAAGGGUUUAAUUCAUUUGAGUGUGUUUUUCACGAAUACAUUGAUUAACAUGUACUCGAAAUUUCGGGACGUGGGUCGUGCGCAUUACUUGUUUGAUAAAAUGUUUGAGAGAAAUGAAGUUUCUUGGAACACUAUGAUGUCAGGAUUUGUUCGGGUUGGUCUUUAUCGACAGGCCAUGGUGUUCUUUCGUGAAAUGUUGGAUUCUAGCGUUAGGCCAACUGGGUUUCUGAUUGCUAGCUUGAUAACUGCAUGUGACAGGUCAGCGUGUAUGGUUAAUGAAGGGAUUCAAGUGCAUGGUUUUGUUGUUAAAGUUGGUCAUUUAGGCGAUGUGUUUGUGGGUACUUCUCUCCUGCAUUUUUAUGGGGCAUAUGGUGCUAUUUUAGAUGCCCAAAAGCUCUUUGAAGAAAUGCCUGAGAAGAAUGUAGUUUCCUGGACUUCACUGAUGGUUAGUUAUUCAGAUAAUGGAGAUCCUAAGGCAGUUAUAGACUUAUAUCAGCAUAUGAGAAAUGACAAGAUUAGCUGCAACCAGAAUACAUUUGCUAUCAUGAUUGCUGCUUGUGGAUCUCUUGAGGAUGAAUUGUUGGGUUGUCAGGUUCUUGGGCAUGUUGUGAAGUCUGGUCUUGAGAAUGAUGUUUCAGUGGCUAACUCUCUCAUUUCUAUGUUUGGUAGUUUAGGGAAUCUUGAAGAUGCUUGCUAUAUCUUUGAUCACAUGGAUGAGCGUGAUACAAUCUCAUGGAACUCAAUAAUUUCUGCAAAUGUGCAUAAUGCUUUUUGUAGAGAGUCACUGCAACAUUUUGACAGAAUGCGUCAUUGUCAUAACCAAUUAAAUGCUACUACACUUUCAAGUUUAUUAACAGCCUGCAGUUCAGUGGAUAACUUGAAGUGGGGACGAGGAAUUCAUAGUAUAACAGUUAGGCUAGGACUGGAUUCAAAUGUUUGUGUAAACAACAGCCUUCUAGGUAUGUAUUCUGAGGCAGGGAGCAUUGAAGAUGCAGAGUUUGUUUUCCAAGAAAUGCCAGAGAGGGAUUCAAUCUCAUGGAAUUCCAUGAUAGCCAGCUAUGUUCAGCAUGGAAGAAGCCUUGCUGCCUUGGAAAUAUUUACUGAAAUGCUUAAAAUGGGAAAGAUGGUAAAUUAUGUCACUUUUACCAGUGCAUUGGCUGCCUGUUCGAAUCCUGAAUUUCUGAGAGAAAGGAAAAUUGUUCAUGCCCUUGUAAUUCUUAUGGGCCUUCAUGAGAAUUUGAUUGUUGGAAAUGCAUUAGUUUCCAUGUAUGCAAAGUCCGGUGUGAUGGUUGAAGCAAAUCGAGUGUUCAAAAUAUUGCCCAGGCGAGAUGAAGUGACCUGGAAUGCACUCAUUGGUGGUUAUGCAGAAAGUGAAGAACUGAAUGAUGUGGUAAAUGCUUUCCAAUUGAUGAGAGAAGAAAGUAUACCUGCAAACUACAUCACACUUGCAAACGUUCUUGGUGCUUGCUGGACCCCUGAUAAUUUGCUAACACAUGGGAUGCCUAUCCAUGCACGUAUAAUUUCUACAGGAUUUGAAUCAAAUGAUUAUGUGCGUAACUCCCUUAUCAUGAUGUAUGCAAAAUGCGGUGAUCUCCAAGCAUGCAACUACAUCUUUGAGGGAUUAGUUGGUAAGAACUCUGCCUCAUGGAAUGCAAUCAUCUCUGCAAAUGCACAUCAUGACCAUGGGGAAGAGGUUUUAAAACUUACCGUGAAGAUGAGAAGGACUGGAAUAGAUUUGGACCAGUUCAGCUUCUCUCAAGGUCUUGCUGCUGCUGCUAAGUUAGCUGUAUUGGAGGAAGGAAAACAGCUCCAUGGUUUGGCUGUUAAACUUGGUUUUGAGUCAGAUCCAUUUGUUACAAAUGCUGCUAUGGAUAUGUAUGGAAAAUGUGGGGAAAUGGAUGAUGUUUUAAGGAUACUUCCUCAACGAUUCUACAGGUCACGAUUAUCAUGGAACAUACUAAUAUCAGCUUUUGCUAGACAUGGGCUUUUUCACAAGGCUGGAGAAACUUUCCAUCAAAUGCUGAAAACAGGAGUGAAGCCUGAUCGUGUUACCUUUGUCUCUCUACUCUCUGCUUGCAGUCAUGGUGGGCUGGUGGAUGAGGGUCUUGCAUAUUAUGCUUCUAUGACUAAAGAGUUUGGUAUUCCAGCAGGAGUAGAGCAUUGUGUUUGCAUUAUUGAUCUUCUUGGACGUUCAGGAAGGCUUGCUGAGGCUGAAACUUUCAUUAAUGAGAUGCCAGUACCCCCAAAUCAUCUUGUCUGGCGGAGCUUGUUGUCUGCAUGUAAAAUUCAUGGCAAUUUGGAGCUUGGGCAGAUGGCUGCACAGCAUCUUCUUGAGUUAGAUCCUUCAGAUGACUCGGCUUAUGUUUUAUAUUCAAAUGUCUGUGCAACUACUGGCAGAUGGAAGGAUGUUGAGGAUAUUAGGAGACAAAUGGGAUCACAAAACAUAAAGAAGCAACCUGCUUGCAGCUGGGUGAAGUUGAAGAAUGAGGUGAGUUCAUUUGGAAUGGGAGAGAAGACGCAUCCUCAGAGUCUGGAAAUUUAUGCAAAGUUGGGUGAGCUUAAGAAGAUGAUUAAAGAAGCUGGUUAUAUCCCUGACACAAGCUAUGCGUUGCAUGAUACAGACGAAGAACAGAAGGAGCAUGAUCUUUGGAAUCAUAGUGAGAGACUUGCACUUGCAUUUGCAUUGAUCAAUUCUCCAGAAGGUUCGAUUGUACGAAUUUUCAAGAACCUUCGUGUCUGUGGUGACUGUCAUUCUUUUUACAAGUUCGUUAGUGGAAUUAUCAAAAGAAGAAUUAUAUUGAGGGAUCCUUACAGGUUCCACCAUUUUAGUAGUGGCAAGUGUUCUUGUGCUGACUAUUGGUGAUAAGUAGGUAUAUUGGGAGUCUUCUUUUCCAUGGAAAAUUGAUUUUUUUACUUUUUCUUGUCUCAAAAUAAUUGUUAAUUUUUUAA